ACUAUGCGUGUACGCGAGUGCGCGCGUGUUGCGUCGGGGGGCGCUUGCUGCGCGUGUCGGGAGCCAGGUGUACGCCGCGCAUGGAUUGGUGUUUGACGGCGGGAUGAGGGCCAACGCGUCCGCCGUCGUGGUGAACGACAACGCCGGUGCGCUGACCGGUGGCGCGCUGCUGGUGCUGCGUGGGUCGGCGUCGUUUGUGUCCGGGUCGUGGCUGUCGGUGCGCGGCAACAGCAUCAGCGGCAGGCUCCUGUCGGUGCCGUCGUACCCGCGCAGUGCGGACCUUGUGCAGAGCACGCUGACGCUCCACGGGAACGCCGGCAGCGGGGCCGUCGUGAUGGACGGCACCGUUGCGCUUGGGGGCGCCAGUCGAAGGUUCGUCGUGGGGUGCCUGGCGCUCAACGGGCAGGCGCUGGAGCCGAUGGACUACAGGUCUGCCGGCAUUAUCGGGGAAUUCCGUCCUGUGGCGUGUGGCAUGUGCGACGCCGACGUGCACUGCUUUGCAGCAGCGACGAGGGCGAUGUCGGGGUCGUGCCGCUGCCGCUGCGCUGAGGGCGGGUACGGGCGCGACUGCCUGCCGGUUUACCUGCCGCACGUGGACGGGUGCAACCGCACACCCGGCAUGCCGCUGCUGAGCCACACGGUGACGCUGACGGAGACGCGCAGCGUGAAGCCGACGUGGACGCCGAUCCUGAGCACGGCGCACUACAGUCCGACGCAGCACGGGCCGACGGAGACACUGCAGGUGACGGAGACGGUGGCACUGCUGCCCACGCGGAGUCCAACGGCGUCGGUGAGUAGCACGCUGUGGUGGAGCGACGUGGCGUGCCCGACGCUCGCCGUGACGACGACGACGGCUGGCGGGAGCCUGACGCAGAACGACAUUCGCGGCGGUGGGAGCGCCGUUCCAACGCUGCUGAUGGUGGCGCUGCCGCCGCCGUUUCGAUGGGCACGCGACCCGCAGCUCGGCACGCACCUGAGCCUUGUGCUGGUUUCAACGGCGCAGCCGAGCGGGUUUGGCGGUCCGUGGGGAGCGAUGCUGCGCAACGCGACGUGGGUGCGCAACGCGACGAAUCCGUCCACCGUCCUGGAGCUGGCUGUGCCUGUGCACCACGGUUACUUCAUUGCUGCCGACGAGACGAUUGUCAUUCGCUGCGACGCUGCGGCGGUGUCCGGCGGCUGCAAGGGUGUGCUGCUUGGGUCCUUCACGAUCAGGUCCGACACGCUGCCCGCC
Messenger RNA from Trypanosoma cruzi, 1231 nucleotides. RefSeq names its product dispersed gene family protein 1 (DGF-1), putative. The record is from RefSeq and is a predicted model, not a curated record. Lineage: Eukaryota; Euglenozoa; Kinetoplastea; Trypanosomatida; Trypanosomatidae. The annotation marks the transcript as partial. The transcript has a single exon.